AUGGGUUUGAUUUUCAAGCGAGACAACGAGGCGCUCAACAUUAACCCUCUCCCACGUAUUGAGGAGGAACUCAGCGUCAAUGGCUCCAAUUGGCUCUGGGCUUGCAUGGCAAUCUACUCGUUCUUCUUUCUCGGUGUCUUCGCCAUGUCAUACAGACCCAGAGGCAAUGAGAAGAUCUUCCACUACCUCCUGAACAUCGCUCUUCUCGUCGGUGCCAUCACCUAUUUUGCCAAUGCUUCCAAUCUCGGUUGGUCUAUCGUGGCCCAGGCCGACUCAAGUGGUGCUCCACGACAGAUCUUCUUCAACAAGUACAUCAACUGGGUCGUUGCCUUCCCCAUUGUCAACAUCCUCCUCGGUCUCGUCGCCAACUCCUCGUGGGCUACUAUCGUCUGGCAUAUCUUCCUCUCUUGGGUCUGGAUCAUCAGCUAUUUGGUGUCCGCCUACACCCCUUCCGUCUACAAGUGGGGAUUCUUCACCUUCGGUACCGUCGCCUACUUGGUCAUGGCCGCCUCCACCUUUGGCGAGGGAAUGAUCGGAGCCAAGCGCGUUGGUACCCAGAGAGACUACUGGGUGCUCGCCGGCUACUUCAAUCUCUUGUGGCUUCUCUACCCCAUCGCAUUCGGUGUUUCCGAGGGCGGCAACACCAUUGGCGUCACCCCCCACUUCAUCUUCUUCGGCGUUCUGGACGUUCUGAUGAUUCCCUUCGGCGCAGUCAUCUUCCUGCUGCUCUCCAGAAAGUGGGACUACAACGCUCUGAACCUCUACUUUACCCAGUACGGCCGUGUUCCCCAGGGGGACACUUCCCUGAGAAGUCGGCGGCUCGUAUCCCUGCCCCGACGGCGACUCCCGCCGGAACCGAGCAAGUUUAAGAAGCAUCUCGGCCUUGGAUCACCGCGCUAUUCCAGGACAGCUAGCAACCCUUUGAAGUAG
Molecule: messenger RNA, 930 nt
Organism: Colletotrichum spaethianum
Lineage: Eukaryota; Fungi; Ascomycota; Sordariomycetes; Glomerellales; Glomerellaceae
Product: protein FDD123
Exons: 2
Coding region: 1-930 (309 amino acids)
Cellular component (GO): endoplasmic reticulum; plasma membrane
Source: RefSeq, a predicted model, not a curated record